Lycium barbarum (goji berry) is the source of this 804-nucleotide messenger RNA. RefSeq lists its product as uncharacterized. NCBI's taxonomy places the organism in Eukaryota, Viridiplantae, Streptophyta, Magnoliopsida, Solanales, Solanaceae. The coding region runs from base 59 to 553 and encodes 164 amino acids. The transcript is spliced from 3 exons. The record is from RefSeq and is a predicted model, not a curated record.
ACAAAUAGUUCACUUGAACAGAAAUUCCGCUGAUUUAGGGUUUCAGUUGCAAAAAACUAUGUCGACCUUGGGUGAAAAAUUCGUUGAAUUGAAAGUUGAGGAUGAAAAUAGCAAAAAGGUUGAGAAUGGGAAGGAAGAGUCAUCCGGGUAUGACCCGGAUGAUUGGCUUACGUGGCCGAAUAAGGACGUAUUCAUCAAGUAUUAUCAACAGCUACGCGAGAGCGAGGGUUUUGAUUUUGAUGAAUACCCUGGGUCGUGCAUGUUUGCUCCCAUCUACCCCAUUCUAGGAUUUGAACGUCAUCCUGAGUAUGUGGCUAGGAUCAAGGGUUAUGCUUCAAUGGCAAUCAAGAAGUACUACCGCAAACGCAAGGAUGGGAAGGAACGCAAAGUUAAGGAGAUUGUGAAGAUAAAUGCAGGUGGUCCUAGUGACUUUAACUUCUACAUCACCUUUAAAAUUGAUAAUGCUGGGAAGGAAGAAAUUUUUCAAGCUAAGGUUGUAAUCUUGAUUGAUGACACAAUUGAGAUUCCAAUAUGCAGGCGCAAAAAGGUCUAACUUGUUGCCGAAAUAUCUGUGGUGACUCGUGGCGUUUGUCGCUCCUUGUGAACAAAACUUUGCUUUCUUCUACUAAACUAGAACUUGUAAUAUUGGUUUUCGUAUUUGCCAUUGACAAUUUAUUGGCAAUGUCCUCGUACCUUUUUGAUGCUUGGCUCUAAAUAUAAAUCCCUCAAACACUAGAUGCUACAGCCUACGAGUAUAUGUUCUCGGUAUCUGAAAAACUUAGUAACAAGUUCACUUUUGAGACA